CGAUGGGGCCAGUGCCCCCGGGUGAGGCAGUGGUACAAGGCUUUCCUCGUAGAAGGCAGAUGACCAGAGGUGAGGGGCUGGGGCAGGCCCAGUGACAAUGGCGGGGGUCCUCCGGGGAAGAGGCAGAGAGGGCUGGCAGAGGGGUCUGGUAAUGAGUGAGAACAACAGUGAGAGGCUGGAGCCAGAGAUGAAGCCAGAGGACCCUGGGAGGCUGUGAGAGGAGAGAGGACAGAGCAGUGCCUGUGGCAGGAGGGGCCGGACAGACAGACAGACGGAAGGCUCAGGACAUUGCUGCUGGGGCAGUUUUUAAACUUUCUUCUUGUUUUUAAAGUUUGAACUUUUAAAUUUUAUUUUAUUUAAAAAAAAAAAAAAGCAAAACCUCUCAGCCUCUCCCUAUCCCCACGAUGCCGUCCAACGGGUCUAUCGACACCAGCAGUGCUGCUCCAGACAGGGAGACGCCCGACACUCACAAGCAGAGGGAAGAGGAGCUGGAGGAGAACCGGAGCAAGGACGAGAAGCAGGAACCAGGGACAGCCACGAGGAAAGCGGGGCGGCCUGGCAGGAAGCGCAAACACGCCCUGGUGGAAAGUAGUGAAGCAUCCAAAGACACUGCCUCAGUCCCAAAGUGCCACCCCCCCUGCCAGGAUGCUGGCUCCACGGAGCAGGUGCUCAAUGGAGACCUGGAGACAGACGGUGCCCAGUGGAAAGGCCCGGAGGACAGCGACGGGACCCCGAAGGGCGGGCAGCAUGGCGAGGACGAGACAGACAGCCUCCCAGACAGCGAGACGGGCCAGGCCCUGGAGAACGGGCGCUGCACCCCGAAGGACAGCCCGGAUCCCCCGGCCGAUGAGGGUGAGCUGGCCCCUUCCGCCCCCCAGAAGAAGAGAGGCAAGAGGAAACUCUUGGAGACAGCUGGGAAAAGCAAAGAAGAGAAGGAAGAAGCUAACUAUGACUCCCUGAAAAUGGAGGGAUCCCGAGGCCGCCUGCGUGGCGGGCUGGGCUGGGAGUCAAGCCUGCGUCAGAGGCCCAUGCAGCGGCUCACCUUCCAGGCGGGGGACCCGUACUACAUCAGCAAGAGGAAGCGAGACGAGUGGCUGGCCAGAUGGAAAAGGGAGACUGAUAAUCCAUCGGCAUCCCAGCUUGACAAGGCUGAGAAGAAGGCCAAAGUCAUUGCCGUCAUGAACGUGGUGGAGGAGAGCCCCCGGGCAGAGCCUCAGAAGGAGGAGGAGGCCAGCCCGCCCGCCUCGCAGCAGCCCACAGACCCCGCCUCGCCCAACGUGGCCACCACGCCUGAGCCAGUGGUGGCCGACGCCAUGGACAAGAGCACGUCCAAGUCAGCUGAUGACGAGCCAGAGUACGAGGAUGGCCGAGGCUUCGGGAUCGGCGAGCUGGUGUGGGGGAAGCUGCGUGGAUUCUCCUGGUGGCCUGGCCGGAUUGUGUCCUGGUGGAUGACUGGGCGGAGCCGAGCAGCCGAGGGCACCCGCUGGGUCAUGUGGUUCGGAGAUGGCAAGUUUUCCGUGGUCUGCGUGGAGAAGCUCCUGCCACUGAGCUCCUUCUCCAAUGCCUUCCACCAGGCCACGUACAACAAGCAGCCGAUGUACCGCAAAGCCAUCUAUGAGGUCCUGCAGGUGGCCAGCAGCAGAGCGGGGAAGAUCUUCCCAGCAUGCCCCGAGAACGACGAGACAGACACUUCCAAAGCGGUGGAGAUCCAGAACAAGCAGAUGAUCGAGUGGGCCCUGGGGGGCUUCCAGCCAUCUGGUCCCAAAGGCCUGGAGCCACCAGAAGAGGAGCGGAAUCCCUACAAAGAAGUUUACACGGAGAUGUGGGUGGAGCCAGAAGCAGCCGCUUACCCCCCGCCUCCGCCAGCCAAAAAACCAAGGAAAAGCACAACGGAGAAGCCCAAGGUCAAGGAGAUCAUAGAUGAGCGCACCCGAGAGCGGCUUGUUUAUGAGGUUCGCCAGAAAUGCAGGAACAUUGAAGAUAUCUGCAUUUCUUGUGGAAGCCUCAACGUUACCCUGGAACACCCUCUAUUUAUCGGCGGAAUGUGCCAAAACUGCAAGAACUGCUUCCUGGAGUGCGCGUACCAAUAUGACGACGAUGGAUAUCAGUCGUACUGUACAAUCUGCUGCGGCGGCCGUGAGGUGCUCAUGUGUGGAAACAACAACUGCUGCAGGUGCUUCUGUGUGGAGUGCGUGGACCUGCUGGUGGGACCAGGUGCAGCCCAGGCAGCUAUCAAAGAGGACCCCUGGAACUGCUACAUGUGUGGCCACAAGGGCAUCUACGGGCUGCUGAGGCGAAGAGAUGACUGGCCCUCACGCCUCCAGAUGUUCUUCGCCAAUAACCAUGACCAAGAAUUUGACCCACCAAAGGUUUAUCCACCGGUCCCAGCGGAGAAGAGGAAGCCCAUCCGAGUGCUCUCUCUCUUCGAUGGAAUUGCCACAGGUCUGCUGGUGCUGAAGGACCUGGGCAUUCAGGUGGACCGCUACAUCGCUUCUGAGGUUUGCGAAGACUCGAUCACUGUGGGGAUGGUGAGACACCAGGGCAAGAUCAUGUACGUCGGCGACGUCCGGAAUGUCACCCAGAAACAUAUACAGGAAUGGGGCCCUUUUGACCUGGUGAUUGGAGGGAGCCCAUGUAAUGACCUCUCCAUUGUCAACCCUGCUAGGAAGGGUCUUUACGAGGGCACUGGACGGCUCUUCUUCGAGUUCUACCGCCUUCUCCACGAAGCCCGGCCCAAGGAGGGCGACGACCGGCCCUUCUUCUGGCUCUUCGAGAACGUGGUGGCCAUGGGGGUGAGCGACAAGCGGGACAUUUCACGCUUCCUAGAGUCCAACCCAGUGAUGAUUGAUGCCAAAGAGGUGUCUGCAGCGCACAGGGCCCGGUACUUCUGGGGUAACCUUCCCGGUAUGAACAGGUUGGUGAGAGCAUGGCCGUUGGCAUCUACAGUGAACGAUAAGCUGGAACUUCAGGAGUGCCUGGAGCACGGCAGGAUAGCAAAGUUCAGCAAAGUACGAACUAUCACCACUCGCUCCAACUCCAUCAAGCAGGGCAAGGACCAGCAUUUCCCUGUCUUCAUGAACGAGAAGGAGGAUAUCCUAUGGUGCACGGAGAUGGAGAGGGUCUUUGGCUUCCCGGUUCAUUACACAGAUGUCUCCAACAUGAGCCGCCUGGCCCGGCAGAGACUGCUAGGCAGAUCUUGGAGCGUGCCGGUGAUCCGCCAUCUCUUUGCUCCCCUGAAGGAAUACUUUGCCUGCGUUUAAGACACACAGGAACUAGUGAAAUAAAACCACCCAUGAGAAGAGAAGUGAAAAUGUGGAACAAGAGAAAAAUCAGCACCCAGAAGAGAGAAAGGAUUAAACCCGAUGGGAAUCCACCGCGUCUCCCCAAGCGAAAGGGUUCGGUGUCCUCUCCUGAAUUUUCAAUGUUCAGCUUUUAGCCUAUUUAAAAAAAAACAAAAACCGUU
Molecule: messenger RNA, 3463 nt
Organism: Mauremys reevesii (Reeves's turtle)
Lineage: Eukaryota; Metazoa; Chordata; Testudines; Geoemydidae
Gene: DNMT3A
Product: DNA methyltransferase 3 alpha
Exons: 24
Coding region: 405-3260 (951 amino acids)
Biological process (GO): negative regulation of DNA-templated transcription
Cellular component (GO): nucleus; cytoplasm
Molecular function (GO): DNA (cytosine-5-)-methyltransferase activity
Source: RefSeq, a predicted model, not a curated record